Messenger RNA from Spirometra erinaceieuropaei, 1509 nucleotides. Lineage: Eukaryota; Metazoa; Platyhelminthes; Cestoda; Diphyllobothriidea; Diphyllobothriidae. The record is from the annotation of a GenBank genome assembly.
AUGCCUGACAGGUAUCCACUUCCCCAUCUCCACGACUUUUCAUCUAGCCUAGCUGGAGCAACAAUAUUUUCUAACAUUGACCUAGUCAAAGCUUUCCAUCAGAUACCCGUUGCUCCAGAAGACGUUCCCAAAACGGCGAUUACAACACCGUUCGGUCUGUUCGAGUUUGUCAGGAUGCCUUUUGGGCUACGCAACUCCGCCCAAACUUUUAAACGUUUCAUCAACGAAGCCCUCCGCGAUCUACCUUUCGUUUUUGUCUACGUCGACGAUGUUCUGGUAGCAAGUUCCAGUGAACACGAGCACCUACAAUAUUUGCGUCUCAUUUUUGAACGAUUGAGCCAAUUUGGCGUUUUCAUUGAUGUUUCUAAAUGCGUUUUUGGCGCACAGUCGCUGUUUUUCCUAGGACAUCGCGUAGAUGCUUCUCGUUGUCAUCCCAUAGAUGCCAAAGUUUCAGCUAUUCGCGAUUUCCCUACUCCCACUUCUUUUCAACAACUGCGCCGUUUUAUAGGCCUUGUCAAUUUCUAUCGACGUUUCAUCCCUCAUUGUGCUCAAUUAAUGCUACCACUUACUAAAUUUUUACGCGGGAACAACCGUGAGUUUUCUUUUCCUGACACAGCUGUAGAGGCUUUCAAUCGUGCGAGGAAGGCUCUUGCGGAUACAACUGUCCUUGUUCACCCUAUACCUGAUGCUCCACUUUCCAUUGUGGCCGACGCCUCCAAUUUCGUUAUAGGUGCUGCCCUUCAGCAACAGACGCCCACUGGCACCCAGCCCUUGGCUUUCUACUCUGCCAAAUUUACACCCCCACAAACUCGCUAUAGCACUUUUGGUAGAGAACUUCUUGCAAUUUAUUUAGCCAUUAAGCAUUUUCGUAAUUAUAUUGAGGGCCGAGAUUUUUGUAUUUAUACUGACCACAAGCCUCUUACUUAUGCCCUCUCUACUUCUUCUGACAAGUAUUCACCCCGCGAGGCCCGCCAUCUCGAUUUUAUUUCUCAGUAUACCACCGACAUUCGAUUUCUUAAAGGCCUUUAUAAUCAAGUUGCUGACUGUCUUUCUCGGCCUGGCAUUAAUGCCAUCACCCGCCCUUCCAUGGAUUUGGAGCGCAUGGCAGAACUGCAAAAUCAGCCGACUUUCAGUGAGAGCCUUCAGCACACUAGUCUUCAACUCGAAGCCAUUCCUCUUACCACCACCCCCGGUACAAUCUUGUGUGACGUAUCGCGCGGUGCCUCCCGACCCGUAGUGCCAAGAGAGAUGAGACGAGAUGUCUUUGCCGCGUUGCACAAUCUAGCUCACCCUGGCAUCCGCACUACCCAGCGCCUCGUCAGCGAGCGGUUCGUUUGGCCAAGCAUUAACACUGAUAUACGCCAGUGGGCCCGUUCAUGUUUGGCCUGUCAGAAAGCCAAAGUCGGAUGGCACAACAAAGCCCCCAUUGACACUUUUCUCGCACCCGACGCACGUUUUUCCCAUGUUCAUAUCGAUCUGGUAGGUCCCUUUCCAACAUCUCGUGGUUGA